GAACAGGGUUGGAGAGCCCUGGCCUAUACGAUAUUGAUUGACUGGGCUAGUCCAAACUGGGCUAGUGCAGACCACAUUUGAUUAAAAGUGUAAGGAAGUUGGAUAAGAUGUUAUUUUUCAUGGUAUUAAAUAUUAUCAAAGAGGAUGGUGUACCAAACCCAUGUUUAUCUAUAGAGGACCAGACCGUCUGCCAAAGAAAUCAGAGUUCUUAUCUUCGUUCUCAAAGACAGCACUACAGUGCAAAUCAAAAACGAUAUGGAACAGCAACCAAGAGGUCAUUGGAAGGAAAUUGUCACGUGACUUCUGGGUGCCAAUGUUCCUUCAGAAGGUCAAAAGGGCCCCAGUAGCUGAUGAGACAUUUCUUGACAAUGCAGAGAAAUACCUACCAAGACGCCCUAGCAAUAUUUGGAGAGUCCCCAUACCAAGGUGCCAGUGGAUUUGGAUACAAUCAUGACGCACCAGCCCACCAACCCUUGGCCUACCUGGAGAGCCAGGUCAACUUGAAGGAGUUGGAUUGCUCAUCGCAGUCAAAUGGCAACAGCAAAUCACAGCACCCAAAAGAGAUUGACCCUAACUCAAAUUCUACCUUCACCAAAAGCAUAUUUCCGUGGAUGAAGAAGACAAUUCAGAACUGUAUAAAGAAGAACGGAGACAAUCCCUUAGAAGUUAAUGAACUAUUUGGUGACGAGGAAAGCCCAACAACUGCAGUCUCCAAAAGGGCGCGCACCGCAUACACAAGCGCCCAGUUGGUUGAGCUCGAGAAGGAGUUCCACUUCAAUCGUUAUCUUUGCCGCCCCAGGCGCGUGGAGAUGGCUAGCCAACUCAGUCUAAAGGAGAGGCAGAUCAAGAUUUGGUUUCAAAAUCGGAGAAUGAAGUGCAAGAAAGAUGGAAAGUUUAAAGGACUGUGCUCCUCUUUAGGUAGUCCUGGAACUCUUACCGAUCUAGGUUAUUUUAAUGCAAUGGGGGAGGAUUAUGACACUGUUUCCCCGCCAUCUUUAAAGCAUCAACAAAACAAUUAUGUCAGUGCAUCAGUCUACCCAAACUCAAUGAAAGGGCAACAGAAAUAUGCCACAACCCCAGAAUAUGCUCCUUGCAGUAUGCAGGACAAUGAUAGUAGUUUUUCCAUUCAUUAUGCUCAAGCUGACCCUGUUCAUGUUGAUGUGAACUUGCCAUUCACUGCAUGCGGGAUAAGUAAUCAGUGUAAUCAGACUGCACAGAUGACGUCAAGCCAACACCAUCCUAAACCUACACUAUAUGAUCCAAACACAACAUACAUAUUGGGGCAUCAUUCUUCUCAAGAAUGAAUCAAGCAAGCUCCUAGACUGACUCAUUUAUAGCAUAUGUAGUCAAAAUGUCACUUGACCAUAAUCAGAUCCUUAGUGGACCGAAUCCAAAGUUCAGGCCUGCACACAUAAAUUUUUUUUUUAUAAUUGCGCAAAAGGCCAAUUAUUCGCUGUAUACAAAUGCAUGCAAAUAGUGUUGAGUCAUUACAGCAGAGUUACUAAUAUUUUACUCGAAAAGAGCAGCUUUAACUAUUUUGGGAAUUAAGCGACUGAUUGUGACCACUAGAGUCGGAUGUAAAACACAGAGUUAAUUCGACUAGAGUGUUUAUAAGUAUUGCUAGAGUCAAUGUGAUGCCAUCCACAGAUCAGCACCUGCAUAGGCUAUUCGUUCCUGUUGGACAGCUCUGUUUUUCUAUUUUGAUUUCUUAUCCACAUAGGAUAAACCUGAAAUUAUUUAAAUAUAUGAAACCACCGGAUAAUGUAAAACAUCGAAUUUAAAUCAUUAUCAAGCAAAAACUUUUCUCACUUAUGUUUUUGUACAAGACUUGACAUUAUGCAAGUCAUGACCCAACUGUAUGCAUUGGAAUAUUACAAACAUAUUUAUUACAAUGUUAUUUAUAUGUUAUUUAUUAAUUAAAUUUAAUACAUUUUGUUAUUUUUUAUCAUAGGGCUUAGUGUUUACAGACAGACUCUUAUGCUUCAGGGACAGUUGAAUCAAUGUUCCUCAAAAUGUAAUUUCAUUGUGAAAUCCUUUUGGACACACGUUGAAAUGCAUGUGUAGGCUAUGCUGACGAAUAAUUU
Molecule: messenger RNA, 2084 nt
Organism: Oncorhynchus keta (chum salmon)
Lineage: Eukaryota; Metazoa; Chordata; Actinopteri; Salmoniformes; Salmonidae
Product: homeobox protein Hox-B3a-like
Exons: 4
Coding region: 351-1304 (317 amino acids)
Biological process (GO): regulation of transcription by RNA polymerase II
Cellular component (GO): nucleus
Molecular function (GO): DNA-binding transcription factor activity, RNA polymerase II-specific; RNA polymerase II cis-regulatory region sequence-specific DNA binding
Source: RefSeq, a predicted model, not a curated record